Messenger RNA from Rotaria sp. Silwood2, 2151 nucleotides. The record is from the annotation of a GenBank genome assembly. Lineage: Eukaryota; Metazoa; Rotifera; Eurotatoria; Philodinida; Philodinidae.
AUGUCCUCUGUAAAUUAUGGGAAUGAAGGUAUAACAUCGAAUGAUGAAACAACAAAUUCAUCAGGUGCAAUUAUUCAACAUCCAUAUCUUAAUCCAAAUGCAAAUGUUGCUUAUGCAGCUGCAGCUGCUGCUGCAGUUUCAUCAGCAUCAACAUCAUCAACUAUAGGUCCAUAUCAACAUUAUUAUGAUCAUACAUUACCUUCACAACAACUUUUACAUGUUCAACCAACUGUUGGAUUUUAUCCAACAACAACAACAACAGUAUUAAAUCAUCAACAUCAUACCGACUUUAAUAAUUCAUCACCAUCGAUUGCAUCAUCAUCGAGUUCAAUUGAAUCAUCACGUAAAACAACGAAUCGAAAACGAAAUACAGUUGAUUCAGAAAAACUACCUGGAAUAGCACUAUCAACUAAAGCAAAUGCUAAACGAAAACAACCAAAUGAUGAUGAUCUUGAUGAUGAUGAUGAUGAUGAAGAAAAUAAAUGCUAUUUACGUGGUGCUCCUAUACCAAAUGUUUUAAUGUCUACAAAUCAUCCACAUAGUGGUACAGGCGGUGAAGAAGAUAAAGAAAAACAAGCUCGUGAAAAUCAUUGUGAAAUAGAACGUCGUCGUCGUAUUAAAAUGGCAACAUAUUUUGCUGAAUUAUGCGAUAUGGUUCCAUCAUGUUCAAAUUUAGCACGUAAACCAGAUAAAUUAACAAUAUUACGUAUGGCAGCACAAUUUAUGAAAAAUUUACGUACAAAUAAUAAUUCAUUAUCAUUAAAUUCAACACAAAUUUCUCAACAACAACAAGUCGAGUUACAUAAACCAUCAUUUCUUAAUGAUCAAGAAUUAAAAUAUUUAAUGGUUGAAUCAUGUGAUGCUUUUUUAUUUGCAUUAAAUUGUGACAAUUUACGUAUUAUAUAUGUAAGUGAUGCUAUACAACAUAUACUUUCUUAUACAUGUCAAGAUUGGUAUUCAAGAUAUUUUUAUGAUUUUGUUCAUCCUGAUGAUGUAGAAAAACUUCGUGAACAAUUAAAUUUACAACCUCAAGAUGGAAAUUCAAAUGGUAAUGGUCGAGUGUUAGAUCUUAAAACUGGUACAAUUAAAAAGGAUGCACAUGCUACAAUUAGUUCAAAACGAUCAUUUAUUUGUCGUCUUCGUGUUGGUUCAACAAAUCCACUUGAUCAUACACAUCAAAAUCCAUUUGUUAAUCCAUGUAUAUUACGUCGACGUCAUCGUACAUCAUUAGGCCCAUCAAUAGAUGGCCAUCUUUAUGAAGUCGUACAUAUAAGUGGUUAUAUACGAAAUUUAAAUAUUCAUCAUCAUCCAUCAUCACAUCAUGAUAAUCCAUCAUCAUCAUCAUCAUCAACAACAACAACAACCACGACAUCAAAUUCCAAUAGUCAAAUGGCAUUUAUAGCCAUAGCUCGUAUACAAAAUUCAUGUUCACCAAAUGUAAAUGAUUUAACCAAUGGUUCAAUAUCAUCAUUAAAUUGUUUAACAACUGAAUUUACAUGCCGUUGUAAUAGUGAUACAAGUGAAAUAUUAUUUAUUGAUCAACGUUGUACACCUAUAAUUGGUUAUAAAAGUCAUGAAUUAUUACAUAAAAUUCUUUAUGAUCAAAUACAUGUUGAUGAUCAAAUUAAAUUUCAAGAUUUAUUUAAACGAACAGUUACACAAAAAAAUUUAUCAAAUACAUCAUCAAAUUUAACAAAUCUAAUCAUACGUUUUCGUACGAAUAUUGAUAAUGAAUAUGUUUCAUUAAAAACUUCAACAUAUGCUUUUUGUAAUCCAUGUACAGAUGACAUUGAAUUUAUAAUAGUUACAUUUUUAUCAAAUCAAACAACAAAUAAAACAUCAGUUAUAACAAAUUCAAAUGAUUAUAGUCGUUUAACAUACGAAACAUAUACAAGAAAUUCAAGUGCAAUUGUUCCAAAUCCAAUAACACGUUAUUCACAACAAUCACCAUCAACAUAUAAUAAUCAAGAUGGACAAGAUUAUUCAACUGGAAAUGGUAAUAAUGAUGGAAGAACAUAUGUAAGUAAUAAUGGUGGUUCAGCAUGGGCAUCAGCAAAUGAUAAUUGGACAACAGGAAAUUCAACAACAACAAAUACUGAUUAUGUUGAUACACCAGCAACACUUGCACUUUAUCAUCAAUAUCAUCAGUAA